GGGUAAAACAAGCUUCUUCUUCCCUCUCCUUCUCUCGGCCUUGACGCUCAUUGUCGUCGCCCUCGCACCUCUGUCACUGCCCUAUCUUAACGCACAAGAGCGCAUUUUGCCAUGCCUUCCCAUCUUCCUUUUGCAGCUGGAUCUGCGCCUUCUGCCAAUGGUUACUCGUCGUCACGCUCGGUGAGCUCCUCGAGCGCACCUUCAGGACCUUCCACUUCCUAUCCAUCCUACUCUAGACCCGCCCUUCUCGCACGGCAACAUCCGCCUACAGAUUACCGAGGUCAAGCGUCCCUAGCGCAGCCACCACCGCGCGACUAUACUGCACCUUCCCACCACUACCUUUCCCACACGAGCGCCCAUGGUCGCCACGAAGCGCCCCCACACCACGGUGGACAAGGUCAGAGCCUGCCAGCCUCGAGCCCCUCUCCAUCCAGUAGUAGCGAUGACAGCAACAAUAGCAGCAGAGAUGUGGGCGGCAACCGCGCAGCAUCUGGCUCUCGCCAGGGGCCGUCCAGGGAGGGAGGUGGCUCGAGCGAAGGCAGCUCGGUGAUACCGUCUUCAUCGGCCACUGUGACGCAUUCGGGGAGGAAGCGCAAGCGUUUGCAACGCGCAUGUGUUCCAUGCCACAAGGCCAAGCGCCGCUGCGACGGUGGACUCCCGUGCAGCAAUUGCGACUUCAGCGGAAGGUCAUGCUCCUACGCUGACAGUCAUGGCAAUGCUGUCAACCCAACGGCUAGGGCAAAGCCGCCCAAGCGCCACGAUGGUCAUGGGCAAGCGGACGGGCUUGACGGAGACGAUCGUCACUCCGACACUUCGAGGCUAGGGUACAGCAGUUGCCAACACACCUCGCCUUCGACGGCAGCAACGUCAGUCUCGGCUCCUCGGCUUGUCUUGCCUGAUACCGAUAGUCACAUGUCGGAGCAUCUGAAAGUGUACCGUGCAAGCGCACCCGUCAAUGCACUUCUCCCUAAGGUCUUCUACGGAAAGCAGGUGCCGGGAACACUUCUCACGUUGGCCAUCUCCUGCUUCUCUUCGACUCGUAUCAGCGGAGACAUCUCCACCGGAGACGCCUUUGCGCACUCAGCCCGCAAGAUCCUCAUCGACGAGGAUGCGAGUCGGCAGACCAUCUACGAACGCCCUACAGUCGAUGUGGUUCUGACUGUGCUCCUCCUAACCAUGCACGAAGCCAGUACUGGCAAGCUACCCAAAGCUGUCUCUGCCUCGACGAUCACCAUCAACAUGAUCCACGAUCUCAGGCUACAUGAGGCUGGUGUCGGUGCCGAGCACUUUCACCCUGCCGAAGUGGCACGAAUGGUAUGCCUUGCCUAUGUGGCAGAGCUCAGCGUAACAACGCUGGCCGGGAAGCCAUCUUCUCUCAGCGACACCGAUUUUCUCAUUGCUACCUCUAGGUUGGCAUACGUCGCUGGUGGUGAUGCCACCAGUGGAGCCUUUCUGGCUCUUCUGCGAUCUGCACGCGUCUUUGCUGCAGUUAUUGAUCACCAGCGUCGGCAUAGGUACCGACUCUUGUCUGCAGACGAGAUCAACGAUUCGCGCCGCAAAGACUCGCUGAACAUCUGGGCCGAUUCACUGCCGCCCUCUCUGGCUUUCAACGAUGGCAAUCUGGCAGAGGUAUCGCGAAUCCUGUCCGGUCAUUCUCAAUCUCAAUACUCAAAUGAGGAUGAGAGUGCGUGGGCUUGGGCCUGGACGAUGAUGCAUUGCUUUGCAGAGAUGUCAGUCUUCCUGCUAGAGUCUCUCCCAUCCGGGUCAAGUCAGAGGCGCGGCGCAGCUAGCGCAAACCUCUGUGUGCUGGUCGAAGCCUUGGACAGGGCGACGCGCUCAAGCGUGCUCAGUGUGCUACCGCUCCUCUUUGCCUCUCAAGCCAGGCCAGUAGCCGGCGUUUCAAAUCCGGCUUCUGUCUACUUGGCAGAUGCGCAGAGAUCGCUAUGUCUCAUUGACGAUGAGCAAUGUCGACAUGCUUUAGCCUACUUGGGCGUCGAGGAUCCCGUUGUACCAGCAAAUCGUCCUGCCUCUGCCCAGUCUAGAGGUCCGACGUACCAUGCACCGAGGAACCACUCCAGCAGUCCAUCCGUCCCUAGGCUGGCUACCCUGGAGUCAUUGUCUUCGCUGCCCAACCCUAGCUCUGCAGGUCCGCUCCGCUCUACCUCGCCCGUGUCGCCAUCUGUGAAUCUUUUGCCGGUGAGCGCAGGGCCUCACUACACGCACGGGGGUUACCCGCCGGUGCUGCCCCCACCGCCCCAGUUGGUGGUGACAGAUCGCAAGGGUGGCCAUCUGUCUCACUCUGAUCAUCGAAUCCUCCCACCUCUAGCUGCAUUGGGUCCGGCGGGUGGUGUCAAUGGAACGCUUGGGAGCGGUAGAUUGGGUGAGACGAUGUCGAGCGGAAAGAGCUGGAUAUUGAAGUGAUGGACAGGCGUGGUUCGUAAAUGUAGAAGCGCGGCAAGGGGGGGGAUAGACAAGCUAGAAGGGGAGCGGCGGACGCCGCAUCAAUUUUCCUGACUGGAUUCGUUUGCGCUACAGUAUACCAUCGUACAUAGUCAGAAUCAUACACGAGCGAUUUUCACAUUUUUGGCCGUCCUUGGUGAUGUAUAGAU
This is a messenger RNA of Microstroma glucosiphilum, 2609 nucleotides long. RefSeq lists its product as hypothetical. The transcript has 3 exons. The record is from RefSeq and is a predicted model, not a curated record. Lineage: Eukaryota; Fungi; Basidiomycota; Exobasidiomycetes; Microstromatales; Microstromataceae. Gene Ontology annotation, cellular component: nucleus. Gene Ontology annotation, biological process: regulation of DNA-templated transcription. The coding region runs from base 112 to 2421 and encodes 769 amino acids. Gene Ontology annotation, molecular function: zinc ion binding; DNA-binding transcription factor activity, RNA polymerase II-specific.